GGAUUGCAGCGCUGCGCGGCGCUGCCACCGGGAGCGGCUCGGGUCAUAGUGGCGUGGGCUGCAGUUUGUGCGCCGCCGGGUGGGCUGCGUAGUAGGGAGUUGGUGACGGCGGCUCUUUUGCAAAAGUUUUUAAAAAAACAACAUGGAACCUUGUUCCUGUGACACCUUUGUGGCAUUACCUCCAGCAACAGUUGAUAACAGGAUUAUUUUUGGAAAAAAUUCAGAUAGACUCUGUGAUGAAGUACAAGAGGUAGUAUAUUUUCCUGCUGCAGUUCAUAAUAACCUGCAAAAACAUCUUAAGUGUACUUAUAUAGAAAUUGAUCAAGUUCCUGAGACAUAUGCUGUUGUCCUUAGUCGCCCAGCUUGGUUGUGGGGGGCAGAAAUGGGAGGCAAUAAGCAUGGAGUUUGCAUUGGAAAUGAAGCUGUGUGGGGAAGAGAAGAAGUCUCUGAUGAAGAAGCACUACUGGGCAUGGACCUUGUCAGACUUGGCCUUGAAAGAGCUGACACAGCUGAAAAAGCACUCAAUGUCAUUGUUGAUUUAUUAGAAAAAUAUGGCCAGGGUGGAAAUUGUUCGGAGGGUAGUAUGGAAUUUAGUUAUCACAACAGUUUCCUGAUAGCUGACAGGAAUGAAGCCUGGAUUUUGGAGACUGCAGGAAAGUACUGGGCAGCAGAAAAAGUAGAAGAGGGAGUUCGUAAUAUUUCUAAUCAGCUUUCUGUAACAACCAAGAUUGAUCGGGAGCACCCACACAUGAGAAACUAUGCUAAGCAGAAAGGUUGGUGGGAUGGUAAAAAGGAGUUUGAUUUUGCUGCAACAUAUUCAUAUCUCGACACAGCCAAGAUGACUUCAUCAGGCAGAUACUGUGAGGGCUACAAGCUUCUGAAUAAACAUAAAGGAAACAUAACUUUUGAAACAAUGAUGGAAAUUCUUCGGGAUAAACCAAGUGGCAUUAAUAUGGAAGGAGAAUUCCUGACCACUGCGAGCAUGGUUUCUGUUUUACCUCAAGACUCCGAUCUUCCUUGCAUUCACUUCUUUACAGGGACUCCUGAUCCUGAGAGGUCAGUUUUUAAGCCUUUCAUAUUUGUGCCAAAUAUUUCACAACUAUUGGAUACCAGUUCACCAACAUUUGAACUUGAAGAUCCAGUUAAAAAGAAGUCAUGUAUUAAGAUUAGGCCUGACAGAAGACACCCACUCUACCAAAAACAUCAACGGGCACUGGAAGUAAUAGAUAAUGAUAAGGAAAAUGCCAAAACAAUGUUGGAUGACAUGAGGAAGCUGGAGAAAGGACUAUUCAAAGAGAUGGAAUCAAUCCUUCAAAACAAAUAUAUUAAUGUGGAUGAAGUUGUUAAUCUCUUUUCUCGGUGUGCAAAAGAUGAAAUUAGAAUUUAUGAGGCAAAUAUUAAUUCUUAGUGACCAUAUAAGUGGUCAGCAAUCUUCCCUCAAAGUUAGAUUCUUUUGCCUAAUUUGUAAACCUAGUUUGAGCAGAUCUGAUUAUUCUUUAGUAGCACUGAAGUGGUAUCUUGACUAUCAAAACUAUGCAGUCUUGCUGAAAUACAGGGAAAGAACACAACAUUGGAAUUGGAUGCAGAGAUCAUGCAAUAGUCAAGUGUUACUUCAGAUAACAAAUUUGUGUUUGUUUUUAGCCACAAUAAGUGUUUUUUGUCCCAAUAAUUAAAUAUUCAAUGUGUAAAGAAUGAAGCAAAAUGAUGUAUGGAUUUAUAUUUAUUAUAAUUAUAUAAUGCCCUGAAAUCAUUUUCUGAAAUUACAUCAAAAAACAAAACAGAUUCUUGGUGUAAUGGAAAAUAUUGUCUCAGGUAGUGAGUUAUGCUUUGGCAAAUACUAACCAGCUCUAACAAGAACACUUUCUGGACUUACACAUUGAGUCUUUGUCCUUAAACCAAACCAAAAACCAAACCCACUGCCGUCGAGUUGAUUCUGACUCUUAGCAACCCUGUAGUCUGUUAAUUCUGUGAAUGCACUUUUACUAAACCCAAAUAUAUGCUUUUUUUCAAGACUUGGCUGACCAGUGAGGUUUUAGCUUUAAUUAUCUAGCAUUUGGGGGGCCAUCCCCCUUAUGGGCGUUUAUGUUAAUAAAAUAUUUUUAGAAGAGCUUGUCUGGGAGAUUAAGAGAACCAAGACCUUAGGAGAUACUGUUUGUGUCUCAAAUCUCUCUCAUCUUUUAUUUCUGUUCACUUGGUGAAAACAGGAAUAGGGAAAUGGCAGUGAAAUAGAAUUAUUAGUGUAUUAUGAACAUUAUUAUAAAUGAGCAACAAUGUCUGCUCAAAGUUUAUCAAACUUUGUUAAAAUUAUACAAAGACUACCAAGUAAGACUCAAAAUUGUAAAUAUAAACAAAAAAAUCUCAACUCAAAAUUAUGUAUUUUUUGGUUUCUAGAAAUGUCAAUUUUUGGUAUUUGAUUACAUUAUUGGUCAUUAUCAUUGCAGUUAGGAUUAUAAUAAAGAAAUGGGUCAUUAUAUCUAAGAAGUGCCUAGGAAGUUAUUUUUUAAAUAAAAAUAAAAACUAUAAUAUGCCUGAUAUUGCUAUUGUCUAAUGCGGGGCUGCUAUUAUAAAGGAAAAGAUGUCUAACUCAGGUACUCAGUUGAUUCUGUGUUUGCCUUAUGUAUGGCUCAGUGAUAGAGUCUUCCCUAAAUCAUGAAGACCCUUGCCUAACCCCAUACUCCUCUUUCUUUUUUAAUAGAUGAGGGAACAGUUAAUUGAUUUAUCCAGGGUCACAUCGUUGAACCUCAUUUUCCUCUCUAGUGUCAGCACGUUUUCAGCUUCUCUUUUGCCACCUCCCUAGACAUAGCUAGCACCAUCUCUCACCUGGGUUACUGCUGUAACUGUUCUCCCACACUCACUUUUGUUCUUUAUCCAUCCAUGUGGGCUACUGCAGCCAGAGUGACCUAUUAAAAAUAUAAUCUGAUCAUGAACUCCCCUUCCAAAACUCUUUUAGACUCAUUGUUCUUAAGAUAAAGUCCCAAUCCUUAACAAAAACCAACCAGACCCUCCUGAUCUGCCUCUGUCUACAUUUUACUGCACUUUACCUAUUGUUUUUUAAGUUUCAGCUAUGCUGCUCUUUCAAGCCAGUCCAGUUUCUGCUUUCAUGGCUGUUCCCUCUUCUUGCACCAUUCAUUCCACUCCUUCCCCUUUAUGUUGUUGUUGUUAGUUGCCCUCAAGUGGAUUCUGACUCACGGCGAUCCCAUGUGUGCAGAGUAG
Messenger RNA from Trichechus manatus latirostris (Florida manatee), 3213 nucleotides. RefSeq names its product secernin 3 (gene SCRN3). The coding region runs from base 143 to 1408 and encodes 421 amino acids. Gene Ontology annotation, biological process: proteolysis. Gene Ontology annotation, molecular function: cysteine-type exopeptidase activity; dipeptidase activity. NCBI's taxonomy places the organism in Eukaryota, Metazoa, Chordata, Mammalia, Sirenia, Trichechidae. The transcript has 8 exons. The record is from RefSeq and is a predicted model, not a curated record.